AUGACGGCAACAUUACCCCCCGAACUGUUAUUCCAGAUCGCAACUCUUCUGCAAAAUAAUGGAAAUUCUCUAGUUCCAUGCACUUGUGUUUGUCGCUCAUGGCAGGCGGCUUUUGAACCCCUCAUCUACUCCAACCUAGCUGUCUAUAGUGACGAUGAACACAAAGAAGAGGGGCAACGUGGAAUUUCUCUCCGAAAUUUCCAAAAGCUCAUAUCCGGCCAUGCUAUACGGAAAACCUACAUCCGAAAUCUUGAAUACCAUAUCCUCGUCCCCUACGAAGUCUUAGACUGGAUCGCACGCAAACACCGGAAGAGUCCUGAAAAUUAUAGUACAGAUAACCCUAUCCGAAAGGACAACGAUCUAGCUUUUCAGACAGCUAUGGUUAGUCUUUUCCAAGAGCUUCAAUCAUGGGAUCAAAAUUCCCGUCUGAGAUUAAAUCUGGCUAUUCGAGGUCGUCGGCGAGGUCUUGCACCGGAACCACAUACUCAGCACUCAGAAAUCGCCGCUGACUAUCGUUGGGAUUAUCGAGAUGGGCGUAUAUUAUCAAUUCCCCCGUACAGGGCGCGGUUCCUCAAGGAUAUGUCGGAUCUACCAUCUCUUCCGUGCAUUGAGAAGCUCUCUUUUCUAAACCGUAAUCAAAUCUGGACUGGUGCAAUGCGGACUAUAAUUCAACGUUGUACCUCAAUCGUUGAAUUGGAGCUAGAUCUGAAGGAAUUUGUCCGUCCAGACCACCUGGAGUAUAUACAGGCACGUCGUGAAGCGUUGUCUUCUUUAGUCGGUUCUAUUCCGAAGAGCCUAAGAGUGCUACUCUAUCAAGGACAUGAUGAUGCCCCGUGGAAACCGGCCAUGUCCCCACUCAAUGUCAUCCCUUCUGGUGUUGAUAGUGUGAGCUUCAAUUUACGAGAUCUUAGUAUUCACCUUCAGCAACUGAAGUUGGUGAACACUACUAUCGCAUAUGACUUUUUGUGUCCUUUGGAUGAAAAAGGUCAGCCGAAACCGGGUUCUUUGCAGUUGAACUGGCCCUACCUAGAGGUAUUAGAACUUGAGCGUAUACCACCUUGGCUUCCUUCAGGAGAACCAACUUAUCAUAACACACCGGAAGACCAAAGCGAAAUCGACGAGAUUGAAAAUUGGGAAGACGUGAUAUGCGAUGUCGAAGCGGGAUGGGGCUGGCCGGAAUUACCGACUGAAGAACAUUUCCAUCGACUUCUUAUAUCGCUCGGCUAUGCAGCCCAGCGUAUGCCCCGUUUAAAGAACGUGAAAAUCAAGGUAGAGAGCCAUCGCCAGUUUACCUUCUGUCUCCAGAACAAGGCCGCCCAGAUUACCUUGAAAUGGGAUUGCUUUCACCCAUAUCGGCCAGAUAGUCGGGUGGCAAAGGCGUGGGAUUUUGACCUCGAUGAUGUGAAAAGUCACCCUCAAUACGAGGACGAAACUUCUGUGAUACUUCGGACCUAG
Messenger RNA from Penicillium mononematosum, 1455 nucleotides. RefSeq names its product F-box protein. The record is from RefSeq and is a predicted model, not a curated record. Lineage: Eukaryota; Fungi; Ascomycota; Eurotiomycetes; Eurotiales; Aspergillaceae. The coding region runs from base 1 to 1455 and encodes 484 amino acids. The transcript is spliced from 3 exons. Gene Ontology annotation, molecular function: protein binding.